AUGGGUCGUCUUAUCAAGAACCACUGGGCUCGCCUCAUCGUCAUGAGCGCUGCAGUUUACCAGUUUGGAGCCGCUCUCGAGGGUUUCUUCUGGCCCAAGAUCUUUUGGGACUUUUUGACCAAGACCCUGGAUCCGGCCGUCAAGCCUAUACCGGUACUGCAGAUUAUCAAUCUGAUCAUGUCGGUGUUCAUGGUGGCCCUCGAAUGGCCCAUGCCUCUUAUCGCCGGCAGCGCGAUCCACCGCAGUCUGGAGUUCCGCCUCAUCAUGCUCCCUCUCACGACCCUCGCCGCCGCCCUCAUCUACCAAGGCACCAACGCUGCCCUUUACUACCUCAUCGCUCUCGUCGUCUACUUCUGGGCCUACAGCGAAGGAGAGAUCAUCUGCGCUAAGCCCUGGACACUCCCCCAAAGAGGCGCUCGCGGCAAGGUCUAA
This is a messenger RNA of Colletotrichum siamense, 432 nucleotides long. RefSeq lists its product as uncharacterized. The record is from RefSeq and is a predicted model, not a curated record. The transcript has 2 exons. Lineage: Eukaryota; Fungi; Ascomycota; Sordariomycetes; Glomerellales; Glomerellaceae. Bases 1 to 432 code for a protein of 143 amino acids.